AUGGAUCGGCCAAUGGACCGGGAGGAUACGGUGACACAUCUGGAGAAUCAGGCCUGGAUCGAUUGCGAAAAGAUUGACGAGCUUCUACAGGAUCACGUCAAGGUCAUUGUGAGCGUUGAUGGUUCGGACCAGUCCAGCUGUGCCUUUGAAUGGGCGCUGCACGGCUUUGCUCAAAGCGACCGGGAGACGGAUCUGCUCAUCGUCCACUACUAUGACAACACCAAGGAAUAUCUGCCGCCCAAGUGGAGAAAAGGUGCCAUCCAUUCAGAUGUGGAGGCAAAAUGUACAUCCUACCUGGUCUCCAAGCGGUAUGCCAUCAGUGUGAAGGAACGAACGCCGGGAGUGAAGAUUGGGCAGUUGCUGUGCCAGGACAUUAAGGAACAGAAUGCGGGCUUCUGCGUCAUGGGUUUUGCUGGCCGCAAAGGCAAAGACAGACACCUCAUCGGCUCCAACGUUCUGGAGGUGAUGCGAUGCGGAAAGUGCAGCUGCAUUGUCUUCAAGGAGUCGGAUCCCAGCAAACUACCCCUAUCGCGACCGGCCAAGUUUGUGGUUUCGACGGGUCUCAACCCAGCAGCCACCAAAGCAUUCUACGACGCUCUCAGAUUGUCACGACCAGGAGAUGAGAUCCAUGUGGUGUACAUCCGGCCCUACCUGGAGCCACACUCCAAGGAGAGUAAAGUCACCACGGCUAUCCGCCACAAGUAUGACUCCAUCUUCGAAGGGAUGAAGGACCCGGCCGCCUGGCCCAGCGGGAAGAUGGUCAAGUUUGGGGAUCGCAACGUGAAGCUGGUCUUUGCUCCUCAAGGCAUCAAUGAAGGCGUUGCUCAAGCGCUGGUGCGAUAUGCCAACAACUUUGAAGCCGACUUCGUCAUGGUGGGCACCAACGUGCUGCGGGUGGAUCGAGGGAAGCCACCGGUGGGGUCAGUCUCCCUGCAGAUUGUCAUGGAGUUCCCUGGCAACUGCGUGGUGAGCAGCUUCAACCCGGACUUUGUGGCUCAGCCAGGAUAUGGCCGUCAAACCGAAGUCUUGAGGGUGGCAUUGCGCGGAGGGCAGGCCUUGAGCUUGAAACGGAAGGUCUGCAUUGGUCACGACGCGAGGUUGCUGAAAUUGAGCAAUCCCGCAGGUGGCGACCGGAUGCUGUUGGAGGGUGACUACCUGCAUAUUGAGGUGGACUUGCGGGGCCUCUACCUGCCCUUCGGCACCAUGGCCGUGUCCAUCAACUCGGAACCUCAGGAGGUCAUUUUCGAUGACAUUACGCUCACAAACGGGUCGCCCUUGAUGCCGGUGGUUUGCAUGGGCGGCAACCUAUCCCGUGUGCGCCUGAUGCCGGUCAGCUGA
Messenger RNA from Cladocopium goreaui, 1338 nucleotides. The record is from the annotation of a GenBank genome assembly. Lineage: Eukaryota; Dinophyceae; Suessiales; Symbiodiniaceae.